AUGCCAACCUCCAGACAGCAGGAUAUCAAGGACGCGCCAGGCGCCAGACCGGUGGACAAGUCUCACCGCAGCAACGCAAAGGACUGCACCGAGCACUGGGAGGACGAAGAGCACCUCGAGCAGAACAAGAAGGAUUUCCAGGAGUUCCGCGCACAUGACAACCAACCGAGCUCGCCGGGCGGCAGCGCGUCAGCCGGCUCCGACUCGGGCGACCAUGGCGAGGUCCCCGGCGGUAUGAAGCGUGGACGCGGCGCGAACCAGGCCGGCAGCCAGAGCAAGAAGGCCAAGAGCGAGGAGGCCGAUGCGUCGAGGCUGCCGCGAGGAGACAAGACGAGGGUGCCCGCGGUGGGACAGCAGGUGCAGUGGAAGUCUGGAAAGGGAUACGCAAAGGGCGAGGUCGUCGAGGUGCUGUACGAGACAAAGGAAGUCGAGGGUCAGAAGGCGGAGGCUAGCAGAGAGGAUCCCAGGCUGGUGCUGAAGACGGAUUCCUCAGGCAGGCUCGCCGUGCACAAGCCCGAGGAUGUGUACUUUGGUUAG
This is a messenger RNA of Ascochyta rabiei, 537 nucleotides long. RefSeq lists its product as uncharacterized. Lineage: Eukaryota; Fungi; Ascomycota; Dothideomycetes; Pleosporales; Didymellaceae. The transcript has a single exon. The coding region runs from base 1 to 537 and encodes 178 amino acids. The record is from RefSeq and is a predicted model, not a curated record.